Messenger RNA from Mytilus trossulus (common blue mussel), 1113 nucleotides. Its product is annotated as metaxin-1-like. Lineage: Eukaryota; Metazoa; Mollusca; Bivalvia; Mytilida; Mytilidae. The record is from RefSeq and is a predicted model, not a curated record. Gene Ontology annotation, biological process: mitochondrion organization. Gene Ontology annotation, cellular component: cytoplasm; SAM complex. The transcript is spliced from 8 exons. The coding region runs from base 21 to 1007 and encodes 328 amino acids.
UAUUCCGCAUAAUUGUAAACAUGACAGACGACGUGCUUAACCUUGAAGUUUGGAAAGGAAACUGGGAUUUACCAUCAGUUGACAAUGAGUGUCUUACAGUUUGGGCAUAUUGUAAAUUUUCUGGUCUUCCAACUAAAGUACAGAAAAGUCAUCAGACAAAUUUAUUUCAGUCAUCACUAGCAAAACACAACCUACCAGUGCUACAACAUGGAUCUACAACAGAAUCUCAAUUAGGCAAUAUUUUAUCCUACUUAAAGAAUCAGGGUCUUGGAGUGGACCAGAAUUUUAGUAGUAAAGAAUUAGCUGACAUAUCUGCAUUUACUGCACUGAUAGAAGAAAAAUUGCUUCCUGCCUAUUUACAUCAUUGGUGGGUGGACACAGACACAUAUGUAGAAAUAACCAGACCAUUUUAUGCAAAAGCUUCUCCAUUCCCUUUAAAUUAUUUUGUUCCUGGAAGAAUACAGAGAGCUGCAAAGCAACAUAUAUAUGAACCCAGAAGAAACGAUGUCAUCAGUGAUGAAGAAGUGGAAUUAUUGGUAUAUAAAGAAGCCAAGGAAUGUUUAAAUCAUUUAUCUUACAGACUAGGUGAAAAUGAUUUUUUCUUUGGGGACCAACCAUCUUCAUUAGAUGCUUUGGUAUUUGGUUAUGUAGCACCAUUAUUGAAGGCACCAUUACCAAACAGUUCGUUAGCUAACCAUGUCAAAGGAUGUCUUAAUUUAAGUGGACUAUGUAAUCGUAUCUUAAAUAAAUACUUACCAAUGUCUCCAGAAGAUUUAGAAGAAAAAAGAAAAAGAGAAUUGGAAGAAAUGGAAAAGAAACAAGUAGAUUCGUUAGAAUUCCCUAACAAAAGAAGGAAUAUGAUUCUUGCCGCUCUGUUUGCUUUGUCUUCAAUGAUAGGCUAUGCUUUUAUUAGUGGCCUUGUUGGUGUUGUGAUAGUAGAUGAAGGGGAUUAUGAUGGAUUUUCAGGGGUAUUCGGUGAUGACGAAGGAGGGGGAGAUGAUGAUUGAGGAACUGCUGGUCCUAGUUCUUUUAGCAUAUAUAUCAAAUUAGUCCAUUGUUAUGUAAUUCUCAUUCCGAACCAGGAAGCCAUACAUUAAAUUUUUAUAAAAAGAA